This is a messenger RNA of Capsella rubella, 979 nucleotides long. Its product is annotated as short-chain dehydrogenase reductase 3a. The coding region runs from base 56 to 835 and encodes 259 amino acids. NCBI's taxonomy places the organism in Eukaryota, Viridiplantae, Streptophyta, Magnoliopsida, Brassicales, Brassicaceae. The record is from RefSeq and is a predicted model, not a curated record. The transcript is spliced from 2 exons.
AGUCUCUAUAUAUAAUCUCUCCCUCUCUGUAGUUUCCCUUUGAAAUCCUUCAACAAUGUCAGGACUCAGGAGAUUGGAAGGCAAGAUCGCUAUCGUAACAGGUGGAGCUAGCGGGAUUGGAGCGGAGGCGGCAAGGCUGUUCACGGAGCAUGGAGCAAAGGUGGUCAUCGUUGACUUACAAGAAGAGCUUGGUCAAAAAGUAGCCAUUUCAAUAGGGCAUGAGAGAGCUACUUUUUACUGUUGCGAUAUAACAAACGAAACGGAGGUGGAGAACGCCGUUAAGUUCACCGUCGAGAAACACGGGAAGCUCGACGUUCUUUUCAGUAACGCCGGCGUUAUGGAACAGCCUGGAAGCUUUCUUGACUUGGACCUCGAACUGUUUGACCGAACCAUGGCGGUCAACGUCCGUGGUGCGGCUGCGUUUAUCAAACACGCGGCACGUGCCAUGGUGGAGAAAGGCACUCGUGGGUCUAUCGUAUGUACGACGAGCGUCGCUUCGGAGAUCGGUGGUGUUGGACCUCAUGCGUACACGGCGUCGAAGCACGCACUUCUCGGGCUGAUGAGAACUGCAUCUGGCGGGCUGGGGAAGCACGGGAUUAGAGUCAACGGUGUUGUACCGUUUGGGGUGGCGACGCCGCUCAACAGCCAUGACGAGGAAACGGCGAAGAUGGUGGAAGACUAUUGCGCCGCCACGGGAAUCCUCAAAGGUGUUGUACUCAAGGCUCGCCAUGUGGCAGAGGCGGCUUUGUUUUUGGCUUCUGAUGAUUCGGCUUACGUUAGCGGCCAAAACUUGGCUGUCGACGGUGGUUAUACCGUCGUCAAGCCCAUCAUGUGAAGUGAAAUAAAUUGACUGUUGACUUGACGUCUUUUUCUUUUCCUUCGCUCUAUACUGUAAUGUUAUUGCUAUCGGCGAAUAAUUUCCAUAUUCUAUUAUGAGAUGACAUUUGAUACUCGUUUAUUAAUUUACAGUGUUAUUGCU